Molecule: messenger RNA, 843 nt
Organism: Canis lupus familiaris (dog)
Lineage: Eukaryota; Metazoa; Chordata; Mammalia; Carnivora; Canidae
Gene: AHSA2
Product: activator of HSP90 ATPase homolog 2, pseudogene
Exons: 4
Coding region: 265-501 (78 amino acids)
Source: RefSeq, a predicted model, not a curated record
UAUGCUUAUUUUUGUGCCCUCUGGGCCAUUAUGUCCAAGUAGGAGUUGGGGUAUUAAGCUGUGGCCUGCGAGUGGAACAAAGCUGAAGGGCUCACAGGAACAAUGAGCGGUGUUUCACAGUAACCAGGAUGGGUGGUGCUAAAAGGCUUUUCGUGCUAUUUCCAUGUGUCUCGAAGGGCUAGUUAUCCUUUGGAACCUCUUCUUGAGAUUCAGGCUUCACCUCCAGUGGGGUGGGUGUAAGGAUCCAGGGAUCCAGGAUCCACUAUGGCAAUGCACAUGACAGAACUGUUUGACACAACUAUAGAGCAACUGUACAACAUCUUCACCACAAAAGAUUUGGUGCAACAAUUUUCUAUAUCUCCUGCGGUAUUAGAAGCUGAGAAGGGGGGGAAAUUCCAAAUAUUUGAUGGGAACAUCACUGGUGAAUAUAUAGAAUCGUUGACAAAUAAAAAUAUUGUCAUGAAAUGGAGAUGUGGGAACUGCCAGAAGGUAUGUUAUUAGUAUUCUGUUACUAGAGUCUACACUCAAGCUUGCCCCUGUGCCCCACCCCCCUGAACACUAUCCAACAGUUGCACUGAAUUUUGUGCCUACUGCAGGGCAAACUGAAUUGCAAUUAGACUGUAAAGGAGUUCCUGUCUGUAAAGAAGAGAGCAUGAAAUUCUGUUGGCAGAAGCACCAUUUUCAAGAAAUAAAAGGUUUACUGCAGCUGACCACCUUUUAUAAGGGUAUUACUUUUUGUAAGCAGGAAAAGUAUCAAGUUUACUUCCUCACUAUUUCUCUUUUUAAAAAAGAAAAAACACAAUUUAUAUUGGAUGAAAUCCAUGAACUUACACAGAAUUCGAA